AUGGAUCAGAAUUUGAGGGAUGCUUCUGAGCAAGGAAACGUUGAUGGCUUGUACUCGUCGAUUGCAAGGGACCCGAAAGUUUUGGACAAGAUCGAUGAGAUUCCAUUUGUUGACACCCCAUUACACGUAGCUGCAGCUGCAGGACAGACCGAGUUUGCCAUGGAGAUGACGAUGUUAAAGCCAUCAUUUGCUAAGAAGCUUAACCCAAAUGGCUUCACCCCCUUACUCCUUGCUAUGCAUAAUUAUGUGACAAGUCGAAAGGAGACUGCCCUGCAUGUUGCACUGAAAAAUGACGAGUUAGAUGCCUUUCAGGUCCUUGUUGGAUUGGGGAGGAUGUUACUGAAUGUUCAAGAUUUGAAUGAUGUGACAAGUCGAAAGGAGACUGCCCUGCAUGUUGCACUGAAAAAUGACGAGUUAGAUGCCUUUCAGGUCCUUGUUGGAUUGGGGAGGAGGUUACUGAAUGUUCAAGAUUUGAAUGGUAACGUACAGUGUAACACUGUGUUGCACAUUGCAGCAUCCAAAAAUCAACCUCAGAGAAUGCUAAUGUCAAACGACAUGCGCAAUAUGCUGGUGGUGGUUGCUGUACUGCUUGUAACAAUUGCCUACCAAACAGUACUCAGUCCUCCGGGAGGAUUUUGGCAAGAUAAUCAGUUCAAUACCAUUACCAACGCAAGUAGUGAAGUCAAUCAACCCCCACACCGCGCAGGACAGUAA
Molecule: messenger RNA, 714 nt
Organism: Corylus avellana
Lineage: Eukaryota; Viridiplantae; Streptophyta; Magnoliopsida; Fagales; Betulaceae
Source: RefSeq, a predicted model, not a curated record